AUGCCUCCCAAGAUUGAAGAGGUGGACGGCAAAGACAGGAAGGUCAUAAAGAACCCGUUUGCUCCAAGGAAGUCUACCACUGUCCAGCGGUCCAGGGAUGAGGUUUACCCGGAAAGAAAGGGCUUGAACAAGCCACAGUACUUGGGUGAUAGCGAUCUUGAUUUGAUCUUUCAAAGGCUCGAAGGGAUUCUACUGCCUAAGCUAGAAGAUACCACCAUAGAUGGUCUAUAUAAGGUGCUUUUUGAAGAUAGGGAGACGGAGGAUAAACGGUGGGCGGUCGUGGAAAGACUACUUGACUAUUUGAUCGAGAUUAAGACGUACUCGGUGAAGGUUAAUGCUAAGGAUAACGAUAAGAACCUUCUAUCUAUCUCUUUGCAUGAUAUCAGAAUAUUUGCUAAGCUUGUGAAUGUGAUUAUUAUUCUUGGAAUCUACCCGUGUCUUCACCCUUUGCGGAUCGGUAUUCCUUUGGAAAAGAGAAGACUUAAGGACUUUGGUUCUCCAAUCUAUAAACCGAUUACGAUUGACCAGGUACCGGCUGCCAAGGGCGCUAAGUCGUACACUGAAAGACACAAGCAGCAUGAGUUGCUUCUAACGAUGAUCUAUAAUAAGUUGACGGAGGUUUUCUUUGAAAAAUCUGAUGUGCAACAGCUUCUAAUGAAAGGCAGUGGGUACUCUGAUUUCCUUACUGUGGCUAUAACACUUGCAACGGUGCCUUACUUCAGUAUUGAAAUCCGUGAAAAGGUGCUUAGGGAGUAUUCUACGGUGACAACUAUUGCAUCCACGUUCGAGCUUUACCAGGAUUACUCUUUACUAGUGCAGUCGCCAUCUCCAGGUUUUUUCAAGACUUUUGUCAUGCAAAAAUUGCAAGCGCUUCCUUACUCUGCUCCAAAGGGCGAUGGACUUCUCACAUUAAUGGAAUAUGUGCUUGGUUUGAGAGAUCAGGAAGAUAUUGGCAUUGAAAAGCUCGACCAGGUGGCUAGUGUGGUUCUACAGAAACCGAGAGACUGUCCCAGCAGUGAGUACUUCACGUCAAUUGGUAACCAAUGCUACGACCUUCUCGUCAACAUUAAUAGACCCACCAUCACGAGUUGCACGUCGCAUGUCAUUGAGAAGAUAUGGUAUAAGAAUCCAAGGAUUGUCGAGGACUUCAUUCUCAAGCGUAUUUGGCGAAACCUUGAUCCAAAGCCCGAGGACACUACUGACAUGGUACUUGUAUCAGAGGCAGCAUUAAACAACAACAUUAACGUCCUACUUACCUUGUCUUCCAAAGGUCUCCCUGUCCCACUCCUCAUGUCCAUUUUCAUGUCUAUACUUGUUCCCCUCUGGUCCUACUAUAUCUUCCUUAAGAGCAAUGAAGCCUCAGGAGAAGUGGCACAGAACAUUAUUUUGGGCUUCUUGGCUUGUGUUGGCACGGAUGCAGACGCAUUACAGCAAGGACUCGAUUUAAUCGCUCGGAACGUUGUCAGUUUGGGUGGUGAAGGCUGGAAGUUCCGUUUUGGCCCUAAUCGUCUUGUUGAAAUCGGUCGAGAGGACCAACAGGUUGGUUCUGAUAAGUCUGCCGAGGCUAAAGUUUUGGAUUUCGUGAAGGCACUUGACAAUGGAUGCAAGUACUUUGUCGAAUUGGCAAAACAGCUAGACGAUGAACCGGUUAGGAGAUUAUUCGUCGCAUUGCUUCGUAAAUGGCUUGAUCAGGGCUCUCAGUCUCUUUCAGAAGAUAAUUCGUUUAUCAGAUUGGCUGAUCUUCGACUUCUAGAGAGUUUGGCUAAAGAAUUCAAGGAGACUCUUGCAGAAUCACCGCUUGAGCUCUUUGACCUUAUUCAGAGUGUUCUCAAGCAUAGAAACGAUUUGGCUACAGAGGAUGCCAAUAUGGAUGUGGAUUCUGAUGACGAAGAUGCUGAUACAUCAGGCUCUGAUGAACUCACUACGGUGGUUCUUGAGCUUCUCUCGGCAGUUCUUUCUGAAACACAACCUUCUACGCUCGACGAAGACUGCAAGAAUAAGUUAGCACAAAUCAAGAAGACACUAGCUGAAAGAUUCAGUCUGCUUCCUUCAGCAACGUCUUUGUCAGAAAGAAUUGGACUUCUUCUACAAGGCGACACUCCUGCUAAGAAUGAAACCGAAGCUCACCAAAAGAUCUUUACUCGUGCUAUCUCAAACCUCAAUGACCCCUUAGUUCCCAUCAGAGCCCAUGGACUUUAUUUAUUAAGGCUGUUGGUGGAACAACAAAGUCCAGUUCUCAGCGUGGACUUUGCACUCAAUUUGCAUCUCAUCCAACUCAAAGACCCAGAACCCUUCAUCUACCUCAAUGCUAUCAAGGGUCUUGAUAGUUUACUCGACUGGGACGCCUCUACGGUUCUUCCACAGCUUGUGGGACUUUAUGCUGGUACUAAUGAAGAAAAAGUCGAUCUUGAUGAACGUCUUAAGAUCGGUGAGGUGAUUCUUCGGUUCAUCCAAAGUCAGGAUGAAGCUUUCACUGGGUCUCUAGCAAAAACUGUUGCUGACGGAGCUCUACUGUUAAUUAGAAGGCCCUCUGGAGAUCAGCCUUUAGUGGACGAUAGACUCAGAAUGUCAGCGAUGUCUUUACUAGGAACCUGUUGCAAUACUAAUCCAAUUGGUAUCUAUGAUAACCUUGAAAACGCUUUGGAUUGUGCUAUUGGUAUUCUUCAAUUAGAGACUGAUAAAGAUAAGGCCAUAAUGAGACGUUCCGCUAUUGUUCUCAUUCAUGAUUUGAUCGUGGGAACCUCUAAAUCAGACGUUGUUGCAUUCCCAGCUUCUUAUAGAGACAAGGUUUUGACGGUUUUGCGUUAUGUCAAGGAUAACGAUAAUGACUUACUUACUAGAGAACAUGCACAGUCUGUGCUUGAUACUAUUGACGAGCUUGUCAAAGCACUCAUGUCAACUGAAGAGGAAUAG
Candidozyma haemuli is the source of this 2913-nucleotide messenger RNA. RefSeq lists its product as uncharacterized. The record is from RefSeq and is a predicted model, not a curated record. The coding region runs from base 1 to 2913 and encodes 970 amino acids. The transcript has a single exon. Lineage: Eukaryota; Fungi; Ascomycota; Pichiomycetes; Serinales; Metschnikowiaceae. Gene Ontology annotation, biological process: protein secretion.